GGAGCGGCGUUAGGCCAGCGAGCUCCGCGCCUGCUCCGAGCCGGCCUCCGGACCCCCGAGGGCCGUCCGGGCCAUGUAUCCGCCCCCCGCGCCGCGUGGGGACUGCUUCGCGCUGAGGGUGAGCCCCGGCCGCAGCUCUGAGCGCGGCAGCGGCUGGCGGCGCCGCUCGAAAUGGAAGCAGCUGUCCAGGUUUCAGCGGAACGCCAUCCUCUUCCUGCUGGCCUUUCUGAUGCUCUGUGGCCUCCUGACCUACGUCAGCACGUCUGACCAGUGGCCAGCCGAGAACAGGUCGGCGGAAGGGCAGAGGAUGAGACCAGCAAACCCACCGGUCCUGCCAGCCCCUCAGAAAGCAGACGCUCACCCAGAAACCUUCCCGGGGCUCUCACCGCAGCUUCCAAGGCAUUUCCGACGGGGACCACCCAACCUGCAGAUCAGAGCCCCCGACAGAACUUUCAAGGACAGGGGGCAGGAUGAGGCUGAGAGGAAGGCAGAGGCGGUGGACGAAAAGGGGCAGAGAACCAUCAGCUGGAGGGGAGCAGUGAUGGAGCCAGAGCAGGGCAGCGAGCUCCCUUCUAGGAAGGCAGAGGGCCCCCCCAGGCCUUCCCCGCAGGCCCUCGGGAUUCAGAACCCGCCAGCAUCCCCCAAGGAGCGCCAGAAGGCCGUGAUCGACGCCUUCCGCCACGCGUGGGCCGGGUACCGCAAGUUCGCCUGGGGCCACGACGAGCUGAGGCCCGUGUCCAGGUCCUUCAGUGAGUGGUUCGGCCUCGGCCUCACGCUGAUCGACGCCCUGGACACCAUGUGGAUCUUGGGUCUGAAGAAAGAUCCCCUCGGGCGGCUACUCCUCCAUCAGCAAUGUGCAGGACCCCAGCAAUCCCCAGCCCAGGGACAAGAUGGAGAGCUUCUUUCUGGGGGAGACGCUCAAGUACCUGUACCUGCUCUUCUCUGACGACCCAAACCUGCUCAGCCUGGACACCUACGUGUUCAACACCGAGGCUCACCCCCUGCCCAUCUGGGCCCCCGCCUAGGGCGGGACGACUCCCGAGUGGGCGCUGCCCACGGGCCCACACUUCCUGUCAUCAGGACCCUGACCCUGACCUUGGCUGUGCCAUGUCCGCCCAGCUGGCUGGACGUGCUCCAGGCCGGAUUGACGGCAGCGGCCUCGUGGGCGACAGGGCCGGGACGUGUUGGGGCCCCGUAGGUGCUCGGGGCGGCCGCUGGGCCCGGCUCCUCGCCUGGUUCUCAUCAGGACACCGUCAGGAACAGACAGGAGUAAAUGAGCGCUGUGAUUCGGGGAGGCCCUGCCCACCCGGGAACCUUCUUCCUUCUCCUGAGAGAAUCGAAUUCUGACUGCAUUCCUGAGGCCCGACUGUCCUCCUCCCGGCCGUGCAAGGGCUUUGUGGGUGUCCUGGGGCCUCUGUCACCCGGGGCUACUCUGCUCCCUGGAGCCCAGGAUGUGAUCAGAGGCCGGAGCCGAGGGGACAGCCGGGUGCAGCUCAGCCUGGGGUCUCAGAGCCUGUGGACACGCCCUGACCUGAGGGUCUGGGGGCAUCUGUGACCUGGGGAUAUGGGCUCCUGGCUGGCUGUGGUGUUUACACGUUGGACUCAGGGAUCCUCCCACUGCCCUGCUCGGGCUGGAAGGGGCUGGGCAGGCAAGUCACCUGCUCCCAGGCCAGCCCAAUAGAUGGACUUUCAGUUGGGAUAAAAGUACAUUUGCUCUAACUGUGAUAUUUCCCAUGUUGGUAAGCAGAUCUCCAUUAUUGUGAAAUGUCUGGGUAUAGAAUGAGAGACUGGAGUUGCUGUCACAUCUCCAACUCUAGUCCUCUGAUAGUCAUAUUUCCAUCCAGGACAAUCUUGCUAUCUUCAGUCCUUAAGUUAAUUCCACCUACAGCUUUCCUUUUGUCAUGUCAGGUUACAUAUUUAGUUUUGGAAUAGGUGGUGGCAUCUUAUCCAGCUUACCACAAAACCAGACAGGAAAGGGGUGUAGCUAAUGAUGGAACAAAAGUUAAUGCAAUACGGAACUUAGGUAUAAUGGAAAGACCAGCAAAGCCAAAGAAGAGGGAAGGUUGUCAUCCACAAGGCAGAGUAGGCAGCUCCAAGCUUUCAUUCCCACAUAAACAUUUAAAAAAAAAAAUCAGAACCAUCAAAACCAUAUUUCAACAGCAGCAACAACAGAAUCACUGGGAAAAUUUAAAAAACAGGAAAGUAUGGUCCACUCAAAGGAACAAAAUAUUGAUAGCCACCAUCCCUGAAGAACUGCAGACAUCAGAAUUAUUACAAAAAGAUAUUAAGAGAACUCUCUUUACAAUGCUAACAAGAGCUCAAAGAAAACAUGCACAUGGAAGGAAAGGCAAUCAUAAAAAAUAACAUAUGAACAAAAUGAGAGUAUCAAUAAGGAGGAAUUAUUAAAAGGAAACAAAGUCUCAUACUGAAAAGUACAGUAACUAAAAUGAAAACUUCAUUAGGGGGCUCAGUAGCAGGUUUGAGCAGCCAGAAGAAAGAAUGAGCAAAGGUGGAGGCAGGACUAUUGAAACUAAUGUGAAGACAGAAAGAAAGAGUGGAGAACAGCGCACAGAGACCAGGGGACCUCUGGGAUCCUAUCCUAAGCAGGUCUCACGUGUGCAUUAUACUAGUCUCAGAGAAGAGAGAAGAGGGCAAAAAGAAUAUUUGAAAAAAUAUUGUUUAAAACGCCUCCAAUUUGAUGAAAGAUAUGAACCUAUAAAUUCAAGAAGCUCAAUGAUUUCCAAGUAGGAUCAACUCAAAGAGACCCACACCAAGAUACUUUAAUAAUCAAAUUGUUGAAAGACAGACAGAAUCUUGAAAAUAGCACGGGAGAAUUACUUGUUAUGUACAAGCAGUCUUCAGUAAGAUAACAUAAUUUCUCACCAAAAAACGAUAGAAGCCAGAAGACAAUGGAAUGAUAUACAUAAACUGAUAGGGGGAAAAGUUGUCAGCAAAGAAUUCUCUAUCUGGCCAAAAUGACCUUCAAAAAUGUGGGAGAAUUUGAGGCAUUCCCAGAUAAACAAAAGCUGAGAGUUUGUUGCCACCAGAUCUGCCCUGCCAGAAAUGCUAAACGGAGUCCUUCAGAUUGAGAUAAGAGGACCUGAGACAGCACCUCGAAGACAUGGGGAGACAUUAAGAUCUCUGUUAAAGGGAAAUCCAUGGGUAAGUGGAAGCACUAGUAGUAUUGUAUUUUUGGUUGUGACUCAACUUUUUAUUUACUACCAGACUUCAAAGACAAAUGCAUAACAAUGAUUACAAAUGUAUGUCAUUCUGCGUGUAAUGUACAAACAAGUAAUAUGUGAUGGCAGUAACACAAAGAGGAAAGGAUGAAGCUGUUUAGAAGCAUAGUUUAUGUAUGUUAUUGAGGGAAGUCGUCCAUUGAAGUAGAUUAUUAUAAAUUUACAAUGCUAAAUGUAAUCUCCAUGGUAACCCAGAGGAAAAAUAUGUAGAAGCUGUGUACAAAAGAAUCUACAAGAAAGCUACCAGGGCUAAUAAAUUCAGGAAAGUGGCAAGGUACUGGAUCAACCAACAAAAUCAGUCCUGUUCCUAUGCACCUGCAAUGACCAAUCCAAAAGGAAGUUAAGAAAGCAAUUCCAUUUAAAAUAGCAUCUAAAAGAAUAAAAUGACCAGAAAUAAA
Molecule: messenger RNA, 3637 nt
Organism: Camelus dromedarius (Arabian camel)
Lineage: Eukaryota; Metazoa; Chordata; Mammalia; Artiodactyla; Camelidae
Product: endoplasmic reticulum mannosyl-oligosaccharide 1,2-alpha-mannosidase-like
Exons: 7
Coding region: 74-946 (290 amino acids)
Biological process (GO): mannose trimming involved in glycoprotein ERAD pathway; carbohydrate metabolic process
Cellular component (GO): endoplasmic reticulum; membrane
Molecular function (GO): mannosyl-oligosaccharide 1,2-alpha-mannosidase activity; calcium ion binding
Source: RefSeq, a predicted model, not a curated record